AUGGCCAACAGGGAUCUGGCAGUCGGUCUGAUCUUGUUAACACAGACUAUCAUUGGAAUCCUGGGAAAUUUCUCACUUCUCUGUCAUUAUACCAUCCUUUCCUUCACUGAGUACAGGUGGAAGUCCACAGAUUUCAUUCAUAAGCACCUGACUGUAGCCAACCUCUUAGCCCUGCUCUGUAAAGGAGUCCCCCAGACCAUGGCAGCAUUUGGGCGGAAACACUUCCUCAGUGACCUGGGAUGCAAACUUCUUCUCUUUCUUCACAGAGUGGGGAGGGGGGUAUCCAUUAGUAGCAUCUGCAUCUUGAGCGUGUACCAGGCCAUCACCAUCAGCCCCGGGAACUCCAGGUGGGCAGAGCUUAAAGUUAAAGCUCCUGAGUACAUUUUCCCCUCUAUUUUCCUGUGUUGGAUUCUUCAAAUGUUGGUAAAUAUCAUUUUUCCUAUGUACUUAACUAGCACACUGAACGAUAAGAACAUCACAGUAAAAAAGAAUUUUGUAUACUGUUCUUCGGUUCGACAUGACAAAACUGGAGACUCACUGUAUGCAGUGUUGUUAUCAUUCCCUGAUGUGUUAUGUUUGGGGCUCAUGCUCUGGACCAGUGGCUUCAUGGUUCUCCUUCUGUACAGGCACAAGCAGCGGGUCCAACAUAUUAGAAGAGCCACUGCCUCUUCUGGAUCCUCC
This is a messenger RNA of Hyaena hyaena (striped hyena), 681 nucleotides long. RefSeq names its product vomeronasal type-1 receptor 4-like. Gene Ontology annotation, cellular component: membrane. Gene Ontology annotation, biological process: G protein-coupled receptor signaling pathway. The annotation marks the transcript as partial. The transcript has a single exon. Lineage: Eukaryota; Metazoa; Chordata; Mammalia; Carnivora; Hyaenidae. Gene Ontology annotation, molecular function: pheromone receptor activity. The record is from RefSeq and is a predicted model, not a curated record.